This is a messenger RNA of Fibroporia radiculosa, 1065 nucleotides long. RefSeq lists its product as uncharacterized. The record is from RefSeq and is a predicted model, not a curated record. The coding region runs from base 1 to 1065 and encodes 354 amino acids. Lineage: Eukaryota; Fungi; Basidiomycota; Agaricomycetes; Polyporales; Fibroporiaceae. The transcript has 7 exons.
AUGUCCACCUCGAGUACGCUAAUACCCCCAUCUCCGUCGUCCAAAAGCGCAUACGGCCGGACGCUGAACGACGCAUAUGCACGAUGGAAAGUUGCAGACGAAGCGGUACAGAGCUUGGCUGAGGAAGAACGUGUAUUGGAUGAGUGCACCCGAGAACUGGCUACAGCGCGUAAAAUGGCGACGAAUCUGCGCACACAUUUGAGUCCAAGUACACCACAUUUGCCCUUGCAGGCCGUCCCGCUGGGUUCGACGACGGACCUCGUGGAGACCGCCGUCCAGGUACACGAGUUGGAGAGACGUCUUCAUCGACUCACGAAGCAGGUUGAGGAUUUGAAGCUUAUCGCCGGAGCGCUUGACGAAAACUACGAUGUGCUCAGGCAGAUACUGGACACUGGCCCCCUCCCGUCCUGGCACCUCAUCCAAGGGAACGAAGAAGCCAUAGAGCGCGCAGAAAAGACCGUAGCAGCGCGCGAGGCAGUAUACAACGAUAGUGUUGUGACGACAGAUGCGUUUGUACGCGCACGCCGGUGCAUACAAUCAGCGCAUCAUCAUUAUUCCCAAGCAAUGGAUCUCGUGGAUAGCAUCUGCAGCCCAACGCGGGGAAUUUUUGCAGCCAUGAUGGGGGACGAGCAGAGUAAGGAGCAGACUUACCGAGAGGCCGGAAAUUGGGCAAAGAAAGCCCAAUUUUGCUUUCAGGAAAGCCUGAGCGUGCUUGAGCCGCAUCAAGAUGUCCUUGAGACCGUGCGCUCAGAUGAUCGUGAGCAGCUUGUGCAGGCAGGGCUCUUACAGGCUGUCAGAUUAUACGAGCUCAUGUAUGGGGGGAAGGCGCUGAGCUUUGGGAUCACCCAGCAAGUGCAAGUGAUGGUGCAGAAGCAGCUUGCCAUCUUCGAGCGCCUCACGCAGUUUGCCGUAGGGAUUCAGGACUGCACGAUCAACUGCGAGAGCGUGCAGCAAGAUGCAAAGGCUCAGAGAGACACGGCGAGACGACAACUUGUCUCGUUGUGGAUGAAGGGAGCGCAUGGUUCGGCUGUUGGUUCUGAUCGUCAUUAUUCUGGCUCUGGAUAG